AGCUUUUCCGCAAGGAAACAACCCCUUUCUUCCCCUCUCCCCCUGUGUUUGGGAUCUGGUUUACAGAAUCCACGGGAGGAGGAUUUCUAUUUCCCAGGUUUUUCAGCAUGAUGGUGAAGAGUACUCACAACUACUAAUGGAGCACACAACGGCAGAAGAGACUCAAACCCAGACCACCCAGACCGAAAUGGGUGUAGAAAAGCCGCCUAGCCCCUACAGACCCAAGGACCCACGUCGAGCCUGUUGCACCUUCAUCUUCAUCCUCCUCCUUUUAGCAGGCAUCACAGCUCUGGUGGUGUGGCUGGUGUAUCGUCCCCAGGAACCACAGUUCACGGUGAUGGGCGUCGCCAUCUACGACCUCAACACCACAUCCCCUCCACUCAUCUCCACCAACAUGCAGUUCACCAUCGUCACGCGGAACCCCAACAAGCGAGUCUCCAUAUACUACGACAGGCUUUCGGCGUUCGUGUCGUACCGGAACCAGGCCAUCACGCCGCCGGCCAUGCUGCCGCCUCUGUACCACCGGAAGCACAGCACGGUGGCGCUGUCGCCGGUGCUGGGUGGCGAGGCGGUGCCAGUGUCGUUGGAGGUGGCAAAUGGGUUGGUGAUGGAUGAGGCGUAUGGGGUGAUGGGGUUGAGGUUGGUGCUGUUGGGGAGACUGAAGUGGAAGGCCGGAGCCUUCUGGAGCAUGCAUUAUGGGGUCUAUGUCAAAUGUGAUGUGUUGGUGGGUCUGAAGAAAGGAGUUGUGGGUCAAGUUCCUAUGCUUGGAUCUCCGCUGUGCAAUGUUGAUAUAUGAAGUUACAAAGCUUUUUCCUUCUAAGUGUCUUCUUCCCUUUUUUUUUUGAGUGUAGUUGUUUUCAUUUUGUAAACUUUUGCCCCUUUUAUCUGUAACACUGAAAGGUAGAUAAUCAGAAAAAGUUCAAACUCAGAGGAGCAUGUGUUCAUGUUCAUGGCAAUAUGGAUAAUAAAGGGUCUCUUCUUCUUCCUCUUC
This is a messenger RNA of Vitis vinifera (wine grape), 991 nucleotides long. Its product is annotated as NDR1/HIN1-like protein 1. Gene Ontology annotation, biological process: defense response to other organism. The record is from RefSeq and is a predicted model, not a curated record. NCBI's taxonomy places the organism in Eukaryota, Viridiplantae, Streptophyta, Magnoliopsida, Vitales, Vitaceae. Bases 137 to 796 code for a protein of 219 amino acids. The transcript is spliced from 2 exons.